AUGCAUAGAGUGGUCAGCGCCCUGCCACCCUCUCCUCUCCUCCCUUCCCCUAUCUCUCCUCUUUGUCAGCACCUCUCUCCUCUUAUCGAACCGCCUCUUUCGUCUCCGUCCGCUGCCCCGUCGUUUGCUCCUUACCGUUUUCCUCCUUCGUUCCUCUUUACCCCUGCCCCCCCUUCCUCCCUCUCCGACUCCCACGGCGCACGAGCUGCGCAAGAGCGCGCCAAGCAGGUCGGGCGGGGGGCGGCUUCUGCGCUUGGGGGAAGAGCAGCUGCGCGGAGUGCGUGCGGGGCAGGGGGAGGCGCAGGAGGCGAGGGCGUGCGGGCGGGGGUCAGCUGGCAGCCAUGCAGCAGCGCGCGCGGUGAAGCGGACCCGUCCCUGCUCCGCGUCGCGCUGCGCCACUUCACCUCCGCACGCCCCGCCGCAGCCUACCCAAGCGCCUUCGGCGGAGGCAGCGCCAGCACGGGCGGCUGGGGGCGGGCGGCAGCGGCGCGGAGGGCGGGAGCGGGGGAGCGGGAGCAGGUGGCGUGGCUGGCGGAGAUGGCGCGGCACAGCCCGGAGGAGGCGAUCCGCGCGUUUGAGGCGAGCGCGCAGCUGCAGGCCGCGCCGGGCGCGCUGGCGGAGUACGUGCGCGCGCUGGUGGCUGUUGACCGCCUCGACGGCAGCGCGCUGCUCGCCACGCUGCAGCGAGGUAGGUACCGCGCGCCUCUCCUCCACUCCCCGCGCCCCUCCUCCACUUGGCUGUCCGUCCCCCACUCCGCGUGUUGCCUCACCACACACCAUGGCCCGUGCCCCAUGCCUCAUGGUUCCUUCCUUCCUACUGCCUGCCCUUCACACCCUCAACCCAUUCUCCCGCCUCCCUCACUUCCCCCCUGUCCCCUUCCAACCCAAACCCGCUCCAUUCCCCGCCUGCAGGCGCUGCGCGCUCCGCCUCCCCCUUCCCCCCCUCCUCCGCGCCCCUGUCGUCCAUGCGCGCGCCCCUGCCCGGGGCGGUGGGCGCGGUGGCGGUGGAGGGCGCGCUGGGGACGGCGAGCGCGCCGCUGCACAUGGUGGCCAGCGAGGGCGCGCGCGGGCACGCGUAGCGCGCGCUCAGGUCGCUGGGCACGGCUGCCCUCGUGCUCGGCGCACUCUGGGCCAUCGCCCGCGAGCGCGAUGUGGGGCGCGGUGAGAGGAGGGGGGGGGGGGGGAGAAGGUGGCGGGGUGAUGGGAUGGGUGGAUGCGGUUUGCCUUGGCACGCUCUGGGCCAUCUAUGCGAGCGCGACGUGGGGCGUUGUCAGUGGGGGGUUGGGGAAGGGGGAACGAGGGGGUGGGGUACGGUUGGGGUUGAACGAGGAGGUGCAGCCGGCAGCGGAGAGUGACACGAGGUUCAGCGAUGUGAAGGGCGUGGAUGAGGCCAAGGCGGAGCUCGAAGAGAUCGUGCACUACCUCAGAGAUCCCAAGCGAUUCACGCGCCUGGGAGGCAAGCUACCCAAGGGAGUGUUACUGGUGGGCCCACCAGGCACAGGCAAAACAAUGCUAGCGCGGGCCAUAGCGGGCGAGGCGGGCGUGCCCUUCUUCUACGCCUCUGGAUCCGAGUUCGAGGAGAUGUUUGUCGGCGUCGGGGCGCGCCGCGUGCGCGAGCUCUUCGCCGCCGCCAAGAAAGCCGCGCCUUGCAUCGUGUUUCUCGACGAAAUCGACGCCAUCGGCGGGAGCCGCAACCCCAAGGACCAGCAGUACAUGAAAAUGACUCUGAAUCAGCUGCUGGUGGAGUUGGAUGGCUUUAAGCAGAACCAGGGGGUGAUUGUGGUGGCCGCUACCAACUUCCCGGAGAGUCUGGAUAAGGCGCUCGUGCGCCCGGGCCGGUUUGACCGCCAUGUGGUCGUGCCGAACCCGGAUGUGGAGGGGCGGCGGCAGAUUUUGGAGCAUCAUUUGCGCAAGAUCCCCCGAGCAGACGACGUGGAUGUGUCGGUGAUAGCGCGCGGCACACCAGGUUUCAGCGGGGCGGACCUGGCCAACCUGGUCAACGUGGCGGCACUACGGGCAGCCAUGGAGGGGCAGCGCGCGGUGGGACUAGCCCACCUGGAGCACGCCAAGGACCGCAUCCUCAUGGGCGCUGAGCGCAAGUCCGCCGUGAUUUCCCCGCAGACAAGGCGACUCACCGCGUACCACGAGGGCGGGCACGCUCUGGUGGCCGUGCACACAGCCGGCGCGCACCCCGUGCACAAGGCCACCAUCGUGCCGCGGGGCGUGGCGCUGGGGAUGGUGGCUCAGCUGCCGGAGACAGACGAGGUGAGCGUGUCGCGCACGCAGAUGCUGGCCCGGCUGGAUGUGUGCAUGGGGGGCCGCGUGGCUGAAGAGCUAGUGUUCGGCCCGGGGGAGGUGACUUCCGGUGCGUCAAGUGAUAUAGUCCAGGCGACGAGGCUUGCCAGGGAGAUGGUGACCAAGUAUGGGAUGAGCGAGGCGGUGGGCGUGGUGGCGCAUGAUUACGAGGACGACGGGCGGUCCAUGAGCACGGAGACACGGCUGACCAUUGAGAGGGAGGUGCGUGCGCUGCUGCAGCGCGCGCAUGACAACGCACGGGCCAUCCUGGUGAAGCACGAGGCGGAGUUGCAUGCACUGGCGGGUGCGUUGUUAGAGAGGGAGACGCUCACCGGCGCACAGGUGAAGGCUGUGUUGGAAGCUGCCAGGAACAAGGCCGGUGCUGCUGCUGCUGCUACGGCUGACGACGCCGGCAACCUAACCGGCAGCCGCGCCAGCCGGCACCGCAACCGGUCAGCGUCGUCGUUCCUCUCCUCCGCCUUCCCCAUCUCCUUCCCCCGCGCGCGCCGCUCCCCCAGCGGCUAUGCCUCCGCGGACUCGUCGUGGCGCGGGGACGGCUGGCCGCCGGCGGACGGCACGGCGCGCAGCGACCACGUGGGGACGAUCACGGGGAAGCGGUACAGCGCGGUGAAGUUGGAACAGCUGUACGAGCUGGGCGGAUUCAUCGGGCGCGGGCAGAGCGGCGUGAUCAGCGCGUGCUCGCACCGCCACACGGGCGAACGGCUGGCCGUUAAGAGCAUUCUCAAAAAGACCAUCCACUCCGAAGGCACCGCCAGGGACGUGCAGCGCGAGGUGCAGGUGUUGGGCAUGCUGCGAGGGCAUGCGAACGUGGUGCGAAUGGAGGGCGUGUUUGAGGACCAGGCGGCCGUGCACAUAGUCAUGGAGCUGUGCCAAGGGGGCUCGCUCACCCACCACAUCGCUCAGCAGGGCGAGUACAGCGAGCGAGCAGCAGCAGCGAUAAUGCGUGUGGUGCUGGAGGUGGUGCGGGCGUGCCACGCGCUGGGCAUAGUGCACCGGGACGUCAAGCUCGGCAACUUCCUGCUCUCCGACCAGUCAGACCACGCCACGCUCAAAGCCAUUGACUUCGGCUCCGCCGCCUUCUGCCAACCAGGAGAGGAGCUAGAGGCGAUGGCAGGCAGUCCCAUGUACAUGGCACCGGAGGUGCUGGGGGAGCGCUACUCGCAUGGCUGUGACGUGUGGAGCGCUGGCAUCAUGCUGCACACGCUGCUCGCCGGCACGCCGCCCUUCCAAGGAGACUCGGUGCUGGCGAUAUUUGAGGCCAUCCGCACGGCGCCAUUGGACCUGUCGGUGCAUCCGUGGCCGCUCAUCUCGCCAGGCGCCAAGGCACUGCUCUCCUGCAUGCUCCACCGCGACCCCUCCAAGCGCCCCAGUGCUCAGCAGCUGCUGGGGGACCCAUGGAUAUGUGGGCAGGAGGUGGUGGAGCGGCCAUUGGAGAGCAUCAUGCUGCCGCGCAUGAAGCGCCUCAGCGCCAUGUCCAAACUGCGCCACCUCGCCCUCCUCGUAACAACACGGCACAUGCCGGAGGAGCAGGAGAGGGAGCUGAGGGCGGUGUUCAGUGCGGUGGGCGCGGACCAGGGGGGCGCGCUCAGCCUGGCGGAUCUCACUGCCGCCCUGCGCAGCGUGGGGGCGGCCCUCAGUGAAGAUGACAUCCGCCGCAUCUUUGCCUUCGUGGACAUGGACGGCAGUGGCAGCAUCGAGUACGCCGAGUUCGUGGCAGCCACCACCGUGUUGCACCGCGACCGCCAUGCCGCCGCCAUCCAAGAGGCCUUCCAGGAGAUGGAUGCGGAUGGGUCGGGAGCGGUGAGCGUGGAGGAGUUUGCAGCGGUGUGCUGCCGGCUGGGCAUGGGCUCGUUGGAUGAGAUGCGCGACAUCAUUGCCACUGCCACCGCUGCUGAAUAUGGCAACGGGGCAGGAUCGAUCCAUGCAGAGGGCGCAGGGGGCGCAGAGGGCAGCGAGGAGGCGGGGUCAAAGCAGAUAGAGUACAAGGACUUUCUCGCACUCGUCACGGGGUCGGACCAGGAGGACCACCGCGUUGAGUGCCACUGCCUCGCCACUCGCCACCCCACCCAUCUCCCUCAUCCCAUGAUUCCCGUGUGCCUGUACUGCAAGCAGCACUGGGUGCACACAGCACAGCACAGCAGCAGGGGCACAGGCACUGCCUUGCGCCACACCUCCAUGUAG
Molecule: messenger RNA, 4497 nt
Organism: Closterium sp. Naga37s-1
Lineage: Eukaryota; Viridiplantae; Streptophyta; Zygnematophyceae; Desmidiales; Closteriaceae
Source: the annotation of a GenBank genome assembly